Molecule: messenger RNA, 5103 nt
Organism: Cuscuta epithymum
Lineage: Eukaryota; Viridiplantae; Streptophyta; Magnoliopsida; Solanales; Convolvulaceae
Source: the annotation of a GenBank genome assembly
GAAAUCCAUAAAAAUCAAAAGAGCUAGACCACGCAACAAGCACUAAAGUUCGAUGAAUCCAAAAUAACGGCCGGUCUUCAUUCCUCAACUCUCAACUACAGUGCGUAUUGGUUUUGGUAAAAGACGGUCCAAAAUGGUCGUAGUAACAAAGAUCCUCUUCUAUGAAUCCACAGAUACGGAAAGGAAUUGGGCAAGUAAAAAGACGAAUGAAGGAAUGCAUAGUAGAAACGAUAUAUGAAGUGACGGAACGCGGUUUGGCCGGAGCCUCGUAUUGGCAACUAGAUUUCCGCAGCCAUGCCGACGGCCGAAGAAGGAUCAACGGCGGCAACAAAGAUUGACUACACAUCCCCAUAUUUUCUGGGUCCUCAAGAUAGGCCGGGUGAUUUUAUCACUCCGGUUCGUCUGACGAAUACCAACUACGAAGAAUGGGCCAAUGCGGUGCGACUGGCACUCCGAGCAAGGCGUAAAUAUAUCUUUGUUGACGGAACGUUAAAAAAACCGACACCUCCUAGCACCGAGGAGGAAUGGUUGGUUAAUCACUCAUGAUCGUCUCUUGGUUGUUGAAUGUGAUAUCUCCGGAAGUCAAGGGGACUUUGUCACAUUAUGAUGAUGCCCUGCGACUAUGGACUGACUUGAAAGAGAGGUUUGGGUCCGUUGAUGGCCCGAAAAUACACCAAGUGAAAACAGAUUUGGCACGGUGUUCUCCAACGAGAGGGAUGUCGGUCGGUACCUAUUACGCAAAGUUGCAAACUUUGUGGGACGAAUUGAACAACUAUGAGCCUUUGAUUCGGUGUAAGUGCAACGGGUGCACUUGUGAUGUACUCGGUCAGCAUGAAAAGAGGAGGGAGUCGGAACGCCUCCAUCAAUUUUUGAUGGGAAUCUAUACGGAAUUUUUUGGAGGUGUAUGAUCUCAAUUGUUAACACAAACUGAUCUGCCAACUCUCAACCGGGCUUACCAACAGAUGACUCAAGAAGAACGAGUUAGAGGGAUUGUGCAGGCACAGGAAGAACGGCCUGAAGUUCUGGGUUUUGCGGUUCGAGCUGAAAACAAGGGUGCAGGCCGAGGGAUGAAGGUGGAUAAAACCGGAUUAACUUGCACAUAUUGUAAGUAUUCGGGACAUGAGGUAACCAAUUGCUUUGAACUUAAUGGCUAUCCGGAUUGGUGGGGAGAUAGGCCUCGCUUGGGAAUAAAAAACGGGGGGCGUGGUCGUUCUACUCCUACUGGAGCGGCUGGAGCAGGACGAGGGAGAGCAACUGCAAAAGCCCAUGCUGCUGUCACUGAAACUGUGCCUAAACCGAGCCCAAAACAGGCUGAAGGAAGUAGCGGGCAGACUACUCCACUCCCGGGAUUCACGGCCGAACAAUGGAACUCGCUUCUCUCCGUGAUUGGUAACUCCUUUUCUACUAACGAACGGAUGGCCGGUAAGUUUAAUGAUAAUGCCUGGAUUAUUGAUACUGGUGCUACCAAUCAUGUGUGUGGAAAUCAAACUUUAUUAUUCCAUAUUAAAAAUGUUGAACCAUGCACUGUUGGUCUGCCAGACGGACAAACUGUUUUAGCCACAUUGGAGGGAAGUGUGCGUUUUACGGAUGAUUUAUACUUAAAUAAUGUGCUAUUUGUUCCGAAAUUGAAGUGUAAUCUUAUCUCGGUAUCUCAAUUGAGCGAUAAAUUGAAUUGUUUCGUCCAAUUCACAAGUAAUUUGUGCGUUAUACAGGACCGUCCCUCGAGGAGGCUGAUUGGAACGGGUGAACGGGUGAAUGGACUGUACUACCUGCAGGAGGGAAUAACAGCACAUGUGUUGACAGUUACAGAUUCGAAGAAUAAAGUGGCGGAAUUAUGGCAUCAACGAAUGGGACAUCCUGCUUCUCAUAUUGUUGAAAAAUUGGCUCCCAAUGUUUGACAAAGUGAACCUAAUUAUUCACCAUGGCGGGAACUUUGUUAGUGUGCCUGAAACUAUGUACGUAGGGGGAGAAGUGGAGUGUAUCCCAAUAGAUCCGGACUUGAUUUCUUAUCCUCAUUUAAUGAAAGCCUUAAAGUCUGGGAGGUAUGGAAAUAUUAAAGGACUGUUUUUUAAAAAACCUACUGAUGCUAUGGGUGACCUGCUUGCCCUGUUCAAUGAUGCAUCCACACUUCAGCUCAUACAUAUGGCUAGUACUUGUGGCCAGUGUGAGAUAUAUGUAGAGCAUGGUUUGGAUGAGUGUGAACUGAUUCUCCCUUUACCUGGACCAAAUAAUGAAAGGGUUAUUGAAGAAUUUGAAGUACAAGUUCAAGGUCUGACACCAGAAGAAGAAAUGCAGACCAAUGUUAGACAAAGUGAGGCACAAAUGCAUAGUGGUAAGGUUUAUGAAUUGCAUCCUGAGGCUGAUGAUUCAUCAUCAGAGGAAGAAAGGCAUGACAGUAUGGAAGAAAUCUGUGAAGAUGGGCAUGGCAAUGGGAAUCUUGAAAGGGAUAAAGCCAUUCAAGAAGAUGAAGCAGAGUUUGAAGAACAUGAUUCUGAUUUGGCAGACCUUACAGGUACAAAUGAUAAUAAUGACACUCAUGAGGAAGCCACAGAAGUGGAUGAGAGGGACAAUGAUGUGCAUGUUGGGUCUGAGUCAAGGGAUAAACCCACUCCAGAAGCUGAAACAGAGUUUGAAGAACAUGAUCCUGAUUUGGAAGACCUUACAGGUAGAAAUGAUAAAAAUGACACUGAUGAGGAUGCAGACAGUGUUGAAUAUGAUUCUUCUAACCCAGGAAGCUACACAUCUGACAAAGAAAUAGAUGAUAAGCAGUCUAAACCUCCACACAUCAACCAUGUUUCCUAUAAUCCGGAGUCUGAACCUCCCCUGAUUGAGGUGGCAAUGCUUUUUGAAGAUGCAAGGCAAUUUAAGAAUGCCAUGGUUAGGUAUGCUGUGUUUCAUAAAAGAGAUAUUCGCUAUGUGAAAAAUACAGAUACAAGAGUUAGGAUAAAAUGUGCCCCACCAUGCCCUUAUAAUAUUACUGCUAGUUGGGAACCUUGGCUGAAGUGCUUCCAAGUUAAGGUUCUUGAAUCCGAACAUUUAUGCAAUUUGAGGUUCAAGUUAAGAAUAGUUAGUGAGAAAUGGAUAGCAGAGACAUAUGAAGAGAAGGUACUUGAGAACCCAAGCAUGGGUGCAGUAGAGUUGAAGGAACUUAUCAAGAGUGAGCUGAAAAUUAAUGUAUCUGCUAGUAUGGCCACAAGAGCUUUGAGGGAUAUACAGAAGAAAACAGAAAGAGAUUUUAAACAUCAGUUUAUGAAACUAAGGAAUUAUGCAGAGGAAUGUUUGAGGUCCAUUCCAGAUUCAACUGUGGUGAUUCACACAACCAAAGUUGUCCCAGAAUCUCCCUCAAUUUUUCAACGCAUUUACAUGUGUUUUGGGCCAGUCAAACGAGGUUUUCUAGAAGGUUGUAGGAAGGUAAUAGGGUUGGACGGUUGCUUCUUGAAAGGACAACUCAAGGGUGAGAUAUUAACUGCAGUUGGGAGGGAUGCGAACAACCAGAUGUUCCCCAUAGCUUGGGCUGUGGUUGAGAUUGAGAACAACUCCUCAUGGACAUGGUUCUUAGAGCUAUUGAAGAGUGACUUGCAGAUUACUAGGCCAGACUUAUGGACUCUAAUUAGUGAUCAACAAAAGGGUCUAUGUAAUGUGAUCGCCAAUAUCUUCCCUGAGGCUGAGCAUAGGAACUGUGCUAGGCACAUACAUGCGAAUUGGAGCAAAUCACAUAGGGGGAUGGUGUUUCGCAAAUUGUUUUGGAAAUGUGCAAAGUCCACAUGUGAACCACAAUUGAUAGAUGCACUAGCAGAAGUAGACAAGGCUGAUAUUCAAGCUGGUACGGAUUUGAGGAAAUAUUCAUUGAAGUUAUGGUGCAAGGCAUAUUUCAGAACCGAAGUGAAGUGUGAUACAGUAGAUAACAACUUGUCUGAAGCUUUCAAUAGCAGCCUACUCAAAUGCAGAAGCAAGCCAUUGAUUCCCAUGCUUGAAGACAUCAGAGUUGGAAUGAUGAAAAGAAUAGCAAAAAAAAGGAAAUAUGUGGAAAGGUGGCCUGGAAAUUUUGGACCAAUCAUUAUGAAGAAGCUAAAUAAAAAUGUGUUAGCAAGCCAAGCUUGGCAUGUGGACUUCAAUGGUGAUGAUGGCUACGAGAUUAAGAAAGGAAGACAUCAAUUCAAGGUCAGCCUUAAUAGAAGAACCUGCUCUUGUAGAAAAUGGGACCUCAGUGGUAUCCCGUGUGCCCAUUCUAUCUGUGCAAUCCUGGAUAAGGGAGACCAACCGGAAGACUAUGUGGACAGAUGGUACUCAAAAGAGCUAUACCAAAAGACCUACUCUUAUACCUUGCAACCAAUAAAUGGAGAACUGUUGUGGCCUAGAACAGAACAUGAAGAAAUGUUACCUCCUUUACCAAGAAAGAUGUGUGGAAGGCCUAAAAAGAAGAGGGUAAGAGAGGAAACUGAACAAGCAACGUCAAAUACAAAACUGAGUAGAAAAGGUAGGAUUAUGACAUGCUCCAUAUGUCAUAAAGAAGGACACAACAAAUCUUCAUGUCCAAAUAAGAAGACACCUACUGAAGAAAGAGGGUCAGGGACAGGACCUAGUCUUGAUGCAGGUGGAUCUGGUCAUGUGAAUGAUGAUUAUGGAGAUGUUGGGAAUGGAAGAGGUGGAACGGGAAGAGGGGGGAGAGGUAAAGGAAGAGGAAGAACACCACAAUCUUUUGGCAAUAGAAGAGGGAGAGGAAUAGGGAGAGGGAGAGGAGGUAGGACUGAUACAGCUGGCCUAAGUGGAUCCAGGACAACCAAGUGAAAGAAUUGUUGGUGGAUGUCCAUGAAGUGGUAAAGAUGAACUGAAUUGUUGAAGUUUCUGUGUGGAUGCGUGAAGAUGAUAAGGCUACUAUUUUUUUUUCCUUUUCAGACUCAUGAUUGAUGGAUAUGUGUAGCCCAUGUGUUGUUGUCCUUUUUGUCCCCUUUAAAGAGGGUUGUUGUGGCCUUUAAAGUUGCCUUUUUUGCUUUUGUUUUGUUAUAUUUCGGAUUUAAGGCAGAUUCAAAGUUGGGGGCCCUUUACAGUUGCCUUUAUUCCUUCACAUGAUGUAUUUUGUUUGGAUGCUUUAUUGGAUUUAAU